CCUCCUCCUAUUGGCUGACAACUGACUAGUGCUCUGUUGUUCAGUACAAAUCGAAGGUAACCACAACGAUAGUAAAUUACAGACAUAUAUUCAACAGUUUCGUCCAAGAUACUUAAACCGUCCCUGAUAUCAAGCGGUAGUUGUGGCAGGUGAAUGCGGAUGAACUUGAGGUGCUCGGAGGUUUGUUUUCAGCCCUGCUAGCUGACUAGCCAGCGUCUCGUCGCCUCUCCAUGGCUCUCUGCUGUUGAGUCUGCCAGGCUUGUGCUACAGGCAGCGAGGCUAACAAAUUAAUGCCAUCAGCCAGGAACUCGGGUCAUAUUAUGAGUGGGGCCAGUUGCAAAGCUAACGGCGCCGUGUACCCCGCCUCAUCAGCGAUGAUGAACUCGGUAAAGAAGCCGAAGAUGGAACAGAUUCAGGCCGACCAUGAGCUCUUCCUACAGGCCUUUGAGAAACCAACUCAGAUAUAUAGAUUUCUUCGCACAAGGAAUUUGAUUGCACCCAUAUUUUUGCACAGGACGCUCACCUUCAUGUCUCAUAGAAAUGGUCGAACAAAUGCUAGAAGGAAAGCUUUCAAAGUGGAUGAUAUGUUGCAGACAGUGGAGAAGAUGAAGGUAGAGCAAGAUUCUCCCAGCUUGUCUUCACAUCUACAGUUAACCUUCACUGGGUUCUUCCAUAAGGAUGAAAAGCCAUCUCAGAAUUCAGAAAAUGAACAAAAUUCUGUGUCUUUAGAGGUGCUACUCGUUAAAGUCUGCCAUAAAAAACGCAAGGAUGUCAGUUGCCCAAUAAAGCAAGUGCCUACAGGUAAAAAGCAGGUGCCUUUGAAUCCUGACAGUAACCAAACCAAGCCUGGCUCCUACCCUUCCUUACUGGUCUCCAGCAACGAGUUUGAGCCCAGCAACAGCCACAUGGUGAAGUCCUACUCGCUUCUGUUCAGGGUGUCACGCACAGGGAAAAGGGAUACCAAUGGUCUGGUCAAUGGAGAAGCCAACGAGAACAUCGAUGUAACAGAUACACCCACAAGAAAGAAGAGGAGUUCAUCCCACAGGGAGGAAGGAGAGACUACAGAGACAUAUGUUGCACAGAUGACAGUCUUUGAUAAAAAUAGGAGACUACAGCUGCUGGAUGGGGAAUACGAGGUGUCAAUGCAAGGCAUGGAGGAUAGCCCUGUGAGCAAGAAGCGAGCCACAUGGGAAACAAUUCUUGAUGGAAAGAGACUGCCACCAUUUGAGACAUUUUCUCAGGGACCCACACUGCAGUUCACGCUGCGUUGGACAGGUGAUGCCAGCGGAAAGUCUACUGCCCCUGUGGCAAAACCCCUUGCUACUCGCAACUCGGAUAGCUCCAGCCCCAUGGAGACCAGGACCAGCCACCACCGAACUGCCCUCAUGACAGUGAAAGAGUCAGUCAGCACAGACAUUCAGACGAGGAAAGAGCAGGUUCCAUGUGAGCCGCGACAGAAGCUACGUAUUUUUUAUCAGUUCCUUUACAACAAUAACACGCGGCAGCAGACGGAGGCAAGAGAUGAUCUUCACUGUCCCUGGUGCACUUUGAACUGCAGCAAACUCUACAGCCUGCUGAAACACCUCAAACUGUCCCACUCCCGCUUCAUCUUCAACUAUGUGCCUCACCCCAAAGGAGCAAGGAUAGACGUGUCCAUCAACGAGUGCUAUGAUGGCUCAUACGUCGGCAACCCUCAGGACAUCCACAGCCAGCCGGGCUUUGCUUUCAGCCGCAACGGCCCAGUCAAGAGGACUGCUGUCACUCAUAUACUGGUUUGCAGGCCCAAGAGGACCAAACCGAGUCUGUCAGAGUUCCUAGAGUCCGAGGAUGGAGAGUUGGAGCAGCAGAGGACCUAUGUCAGCGGACACAACCGCCUCUACUUCCAUAGUGAUAGCUGCAUGCCUCUGCGGCCUCAGGAGAUGGAUGUAGACAGUGAGGACGAGAGAGAUCCAGAGUGGCUCAGAGAGAAGACUGCCACGCAACUGGAUGAGUUCACAGAUGUCAAUGAGGGAGAGAAGGAGGUGAUGAAGCUGUGGAAUCUUCAUGUCAUGAAGCAUGGUUUCAUAGCAGACAACCAGAUGAAUCAGGCCAUCAUGCUUUUCGUGGAGAACCGUGGUGCUCACAUCAUCCGCCGCAAUCUCUGCCGCAACUUCCUCCUGCAUCUAGUCAGCAUGCAUGACUUCAAUCUGGUGAGCACAGCCACCAUCGACCGCACAAUGGCCCGGCUGCGACAGAUCCAGGAAGAGCUGCCAGACAUUGAUGAAGAAGAGGACCAGACUCUGGUAUCAGUGGGAGCUUGCAACGGCAAUGCUGUCACGUCCAGUGGAGGAAAGCAGGGCAAGAGGACAAAAAGUGCUCUAACAGACUGAUGUAAGGCUGGAUGGAGGGAACAGUGAUGCUUGUUUUUAUUUAGUUUUAUUUUCUUCUUCGAUGAACAUUACCGACCCUUUGGUGCUUAGAUAUGUCUGAGAUCUGGUCAGCAGAGGAUCUGACCUGACACUGACCAGUAUACAAGGUAAACAAGUUGGAACUUGAGAACUGAACCAAAUAUGAACAAUACAAACGUGAAUCACACACAUCCACACAAACCAGGGCUCUGAGGACUGGAUGAUGUAAGUUGAACCUACUUAAUAUGCAUUUUGUAGGAGCCACUGUAUCUGUUGUUGAGAGAGUGAAGAAACUGGGUAUCCUCUGAUUUGAAAUGGCGUCCUUUGGUAUACAGACAACUGUAUCGUGACUACAGUUAAAAUUACUGGUCACUCUUGAUUAUUUGUACACAUACACAAUAACCUUGUUAAAACGUAUCCUUUUAGAUGAUUAUUUUAGCACUUUGGUGUUUGUAUUUAGAAAGCUUGCCUUGAAAUUGUCAUUUAAAAAAAAAAAAAGAAAAAAGAAAUGCAGCGCCAAAUAUUAAGUACAAUUUUUCCACUGUCUUCAGUGGAGAAGCUGUUUGGAUUUCACUGUUGUGAAUGACAUUUAUUUUGAAGGGCCAUACAAUUAUGAAUCUAUAUUUGGCAGUAAUGUCUAGAUGAAGCCUGUAAAGUGUGUGUUAGGACCCCAGAAUGGGUAGUGGGUUUUCAUUGGUAGGUUGUCAUGACGGUAGUGUUAUACUGUAUGCUUGGAUCCUGGACAAGAGAGCAGAUUCACAUUUAGGUCCAGGCUAAAACUCCUGUGUCAUCACCCCUUAAGCCUUUUGGCCUGCAACUCAAGGAACGCCAGGAAAAUCAACUUUUUUUUGUUUUUUUUUUGGACUAUUUUUAUGUUUCUUAAGAACCAGCAGCUCCCUGUGACGUGAAGAGCGCACAGCAUCAAAGCUAUACAAAAAACUAUCUGAUGCUGUUUGUUUUUUUGUUUUUUUUUGUUUGUUUGUUGAAACAGCAGUGUUUGAUCAUGUUGGAAACACCCAAUGAGAACAUGUUGCUUUCUGAAACAUGGGUUAUUAUGAGUAUCCGUAGCUGAUGAAAUGUGUGUACAUGUAAUCGCAUCAAAUGUUUAGCUGUGCCCCUUCUAGUCCAACAGUUCUACUCUCAAAGCAAUAUGCUGUUAAUUGGCUGGUUGGUUUUCAGGUCCAAAUCAGUUGUCUGUUUUAGGUGCAGUUUAUGCCAAAGGGGAAUCAUUUCAUCAGUCUCUUAGUUCAAUAUUUUUUUGCGAGUGUAUUUCCUUUUGUUCAUUCCAUAACAUUUUUUUAAAGCAGUAGUAUGCACAUAAAUUGGUGAUCACCACCAUUCAUUAUUUCAUCAGACUUCCCUUGUGGACAACCAAAUUUAACAUUUUUCCCCCCUCCCUCCACUGUUGAUGGAGCGUUUCUUUAUUUGUCUUGAAAAGGGAGGUAUAAUCACCUUUAAUGUCAAAACACCCUGUUAAAAAUUGUGAACUAUACACUCUGGCUAAGGGGACUUUUAUAUUUAAAGAAAUAAAAACCAUUUGACCUUA
Molecule: messenger RNA, 3933 nt
Organism: Mugil cephalus (flathead mullet)
Lineage: Eukaryota; Metazoa; Chordata; Actinopteri; Mugiliformes; Mugilidae
Gene: suz12b
Product: SUZ12 polycomb repressive complex 2 subunit b
Exons: 17
Coding region: 291-2369 (692 amino acids)
Cellular component (GO): ESC/E(Z) complex; nucleus
Molecular function (GO): chromatin DNA binding
Source: RefSeq, a predicted model, not a curated record